AUGACACUGAUCAAGACAAAACCACUAUCUCCCUUUAAGGCUUGCAAGCCAUUGCUGUUGGUGAUUGGUUUGGUUGCCAUUAUUAACGCCAUGAUGAGCGGCGUUGGCCAUGUCUCGGCGGAAGAAGUUCGCGUGGAGGUCCUCCGACGUGGAGAUGGUCCUGCUGUGACCAAGAAUCACAAAUACCGUUCGAUGGUGACCCUCUAUAUUGAAGGGGAAUCCGGCGAGAAGACACCGUCGGGUUGGUCUACACGAAAAGAAGACGGUGCCGCUCGAGACAGUCCCUUUGUCUUUCAACCUGGAGUCAAUCUCAUUGAAGGCUGGACCCAAGGCGUCUUGCAGAUGAAAGAAGGAGAUCGAUCCCUUCUUCACGUGCCUUCGAAACUCGGAUAUGGGUCUCGUCCCAUGGGAUCGAAGGGAGGUUCGUUCUACAUUCCUGCAAACUCCAAUCUCCUCUUUGAUAUUGAGAUUAUGGGAAAAGAGUCCCAGACCAGUUAA
This is a messenger RNA of Seminavis robusta, 498 nucleotides long. The record is from the annotation of a GenBank genome assembly. Lineage: Eukaryota; Bacillariophyta; Bacillariophyceae; Naviculales; Naviculaceae.